AUGGAGGAUGAGGAUAUGCAAAAUGUUGAAAAUGAGCCACACAAUCAAUCACCAUCAAAGCUUGAUUCUCAGAAGAAGAAAAAGAAGCCAAAAGGUCCUUCAAAGGGCCUUAAAUCGAAGAGUGGGGUUCCUAGAGUGCUUGAAUGGGAUGAAUUCUAUCGGCCAAUUGGAAAGUGGGUAACAGAAUACAAAACUCAUGUUGGUGAAAUAAGUCGUGCAAAGGUGUCUAUAUUGAUUAAAGAUUGGAAAGAAGUUCCACAAGGAAUAAAAGACACUUUGUGGGAAGAUGCUAAGAGAGAGUUUCAUAUCGAAGAAGAUGAAAAAAAGAAGAAGAAGGUCCUACACACUUGUGAUCAGCGAUGGAAAGAUUUUAAAGCAAAAUUGGUUAGCGGUUGGAUCACUUGUACUAAGAAAAUGCCGGAUGACAAAAGAAUACCUUAUGAAAUUUAUGAUUUCAUAACUCCAGAUGUGUGGAAUAGUUUUGUAAAGGAGCAUAGCACGGAUGAAUUCAAGGAAAGAAGUGAGAAGGCAAGAAAGAGCCAGUCUUUCAACCAAUACCCGCAUCAUUUAGGAGCCAAGUCAUAUGGUGAAAUGGAUAUUGUAUGGAAAAGAAAAGGGUAUAUUCCUUCAUCAUCUAUUACUUCAUCUUGCUCUUCGGUUGUGUCUAGUUUGCCGGAUAGGACAUAUGCUUGGCUUUUAGCAAGAUCAAUAGAAGAUGAUAAGGGAAAUCAUUAUUUGCUUGAUCAGAAAACAAAAGAAGUGAAAGAAUCCAUUGAUGAUUGGAAAAAGCAACAAGCUGAAGGGAAAUUUGUUCCUAAUAGGAAUGAUGAUGUCUUGGCCGGUGCCCUUGGAAGAAAAGAUUGUUAUGGUCGGGCAAUAGCAUUUGGCAGUGGAGUUGGCAUUAAAGUUGUAUGGGGAUCUGGAGAGCGGCGUAGUGGCCGACGUGGUACGCAAAUUGGAGAUGUUGAGUUGGAGGAAUUAGAGGUAAGAGUAACCCAAAGGGUGCGAGAUGAGACUGUACAGGAGAUGCAGUCCAAAGUGGAUUUCAUGGUUCAAGAGAAGUUUAUGUUUUUGGCUAAAGAGAUGGGUAUUCAAAUUCCAACUAAAUUAAUGGAAUUGAAUAGCAUAGGCCAGGCUACUCCACAAAAUCGUAGUAGUUGUCACUCAGGUGGUGGUGAUGCUCCACUUGCAAACAUACAAGAUCCAUUUGCAAACAUACAGGAACCGGUUGCAUGUAAGCUAUCGUUGAUGAUUGACUCUGAGAAAGUCAUUGUUGCUGAAGGUACAUUUUAUCCAGAGUUAACCCUUGAUCAUCAUAGUAGCCUCCUACCUGAUCAUGUGAGGAUAAGUGUUGAUGAUUAUUAUGAUAAGUUCAAAGAAGUUCCAGUCCCAGUUCCUUCUGCAUUCAUAAAGAAACUCAAGAAUGCUAAUGGUACUUUUACACAAUGGCCGAAACACUUGGUUUCCCUUCUGCAUGAUAAGGAAAUCAUCCCAAACAAGAGUGAUGGCAAUAGAGAAAUGACCAAAGAAAAUGUGCAAGUCAAAAGAAAAGAGGUUGAUAGUGGUCACGAAACAAAAGAAUCCAACACCAAUCCAAAAAAAACCUUUCUUGUGGAUUUUGUGUUGGAAAACUUGACUCAAAAGUGUAGGUGUUUGAAUGAUUUCUUGCGUGGCUUAAUAUUUCAAUUUUGCAAGUUUUUAUGA
Molecule: messenger RNA, 1704 nt
Organism: Chenopodium quinoa (quinoa)
Lineage: Eukaryota; Viridiplantae; Streptophyta; Magnoliopsida; Caryophyllales; Amaranthaceae
Exons: 6
Coding region: 1-1704 (567 amino acids)
Source: RefSeq, a predicted model, not a curated record